AUAACCAAAUUAGGUAGGUACCUGCCGACAGCGAGGCGAGAAGAAAUUGCGCCAAAAUUUCUCUCAUUUGUUUGUUUAUUCUUGCUGGCAAAGGCUGUUUAAUUCAUGUAAUUGUAAAAAACACGUAUUUAGGUGGUUGCUCAAUCUUCAUAAUGUCCAAUGUAAAGACAAUCACUAAUGCAGCUCGCAUAGUAUCUUCGAAGCCGAAGACUAGACCUUUUAGAGUUUCAAUUGAAGGUAAUAUUGGGUCAGGAAAGUCUACGUGUAUCAACUUUUUCGACAAAUUCCACAACGUGGAAAAACACACGGAACCCCUACACGAAUGGCGGAAUGUAAACGGGCAUAAUCUUCUUGGAAAUCUGUAUACAGAUUUACACAAAUGGACAUUUUCUUUUCAACACUAUGUACAUUUAACCAGGCUCAAAAUACAGACCAGUCCACCUUCAAACCCUAAUAUUACUGUCAAAAUGUUUGAAAGAUCAGUGCAAAACAGCAGGUUCUGUUUUGUUGAGAAUGCAAAAACUCAUAAAUUUCUCCAUGAAGCGGAGUAUGAAGUCUUGACAUCCUGGUAUGAAUAUGUUGAGAAGAAUCUGGAUAUUGGACUAGACCUUAUAGUAUAUUUGAAAACAUCUCCACAAGUGGUUUGGGAGAGAAUGAUGAAACGAGGCAGAGCCGAGGAGUCAGAGGUGCCGCUAGAGUAUUUACAGCAGGUACAUGACGCUUACGAGAACUGGCUAAAUUCCCCCGAUGUGGGCUGCGAAAUCCUAACCAUAGACGCAGAUAGAAGUCUUGACAUAGUCAAGGAGGAUUUACAAAGAUAUACGUACAAGAUCUUAGGAGGGAACCAUACUAAUUGAUAACUUAAUUGCAAAACUGUUGAAUAAUAUAGAUAUUAUCAUUAAAAGUAAGAUUCAAACUACAGAUAAUUAUAAAAAUCUAUGUAAAGCCUGAUUAGUUUUAAGUUAGUUGCCAAAAAUUUAAAAUGCCUUAUCCAUGAAUGUAUGAUAAUUGUAAAACUUAGCUGUAUCAAAACAGAUUAUUAUGCAAGUUCUUUUAAUUUAUAUACAAGAUUCUUAUUAUCUAUAAAGCAUUAAUUCUGAUAAAGUACUACAUACUAAAACAUGCAAAAUUAUGACUGAUUUAAAAAAAAUAAAUCUAUGGACUAACUCGAUAAGAGUAAAUUGAAUUAUUUUAAAUAUAUUUUGUAAUAAAAUCCAAUGAACUGAGAAUAUGUUUUAUUUAUCACAAAAACAAAUUUAUUACUAGUUUUAAGCCCUAUUUUGUUCACAAUUAACCACUACCAAUGUAAAUUAAUUGAAAUAAAAUGUCUAAAAUUUAACCUUUUAACCGCGCGAGUCGCAUAUAUGCGACAAAUAUUGCCGUGCCCCUACCGCCCGUGUCGUAUUUCUGCGACAGAGAAUAUCCAUGAUUUUUUCGUUCUAUUAUCGUCCUAUUAACUUCGUGGUAUAACUAAAACUAUUAUUGAAUAGAGCUAUUUAUUACAACAAUUACUUAAAAUUAUGUUUCAUAGCUCUAAGCAUUGAAAAAACUUAAACAAAAAUAAGUAAUUGGCAGCUCGGACUUUUCUUCGGUGUCUAUCGCGCGUGUCGCAUAAAUAUGACCAUAGGGAUGGGAUACAAUGCAA
Messenger RNA from Amyelois transitella, 1645 nucleotides. RefSeq names its product deoxynucleoside kinase. The record is from RefSeq and is a predicted model, not a curated record. Gene Ontology annotation, cellular component: cytoplasm; mitochondrion. The transcript is spliced from 5 exons. Gene Ontology annotation, biological process: nucleobase-containing compound metabolic process. NCBI's taxonomy places the organism in Eukaryota, Metazoa, Arthropoda, Insecta, Lepidoptera, Pyralidae. Gene Ontology annotation, molecular function: ATP binding; deoxynucleoside kinase activity. Bases 153 to 857 code for a protein of 234 amino acids.